This is a messenger RNA of Ustilaginoidea virens, 1737 nucleotides long. RefSeq lists its product as uncharacterized. NCBI's taxonomy places the organism in Eukaryota, Fungi, Ascomycota, Sordariomycetes, Hypocreales, Clavicipitaceae. The coding region runs from base 1 to 1737 and encodes 578 amino acids. The record is from RefSeq and is a predicted model, not a curated record. The transcript has 2 exons.
AUGCAUUCCCCUCCGACCAAGAUAUCAGGGGCUGGGAAAUUGCGACAGGAGACCAUCUGCUCCUUCCUCUCCACAGAUGAGAAGCUUCAGCGUCUUGACAUCUUUUCUCUGCCGGCGUCUACACGGCAAAAGAUCUAUCGUGAAGCAGGUCUUCCCUACAACGACCACGUCCUUUUGCCGUCGUCGAAAUAUCAAUCUCCGCUUUCGUCGGAGGCUAGGGCAACUAUAUCAGGACUGCUUGUUGCAAACAAGGCUGUCAGCUCAGAGGCUUCGAAAAUCCUCUACUCGGCUAAUGCAUUCACUAUCUGGCUCACCUGCCUCGAAGACUUACGCCCCAUCCUUGCUUUCUCAGCACGAACCAUUUCCAUGCUCACAAACUUGAUCAUUCAAUGCGAUGAUCCAUCGAGAGACUGCCAAACUCUGCUCUGCUCCAGCUUUGGGCUACCAGACGCCUGCCCAUGCUGCCGGCAUCCGAAGCUAGCAUCCGAAGCAAAUCGUCCGUCGACUUUCUGGGAAUUCCGUGAUGUACUGCGGCAUGUCGUUUCUCAUGCGACGCCCUUUGGUCUCCAUCUCGGCAUAAGCAUCAACGUCGGGGAUGCAGAAACAGCCCGGUGCCUGCUUGAGCCUCUGCGCAGCACCAGCACCCUCGCCGAUUGCGCCAUCCGCCUCAGCAAACGACCUGACAUGGAGCUCCAAUCCAUCGCCAGACAGUUUGCUCUCCAGGCCAUGGGCAAGGUUGCGCAAGAGCCAGCCUUUCGUUUCAUGGAUCUGCCUCGAGAAAUCCGGCUCCAAGUGUUGGAAGAAACCGACCUUCAAAUCCCCGACGGUGAGGUGGAAUGGUCGCCGCUCCAAGGUUAUCAUGCCGCCGCGGCGUCUACCUUUUGUGGCCAAGAAUAUGUGUGCUUUUCGGGCUACCUUGACGAUCCGUUUCUCAAGCAGGGCUUCUUCUGCGCGCAGCGCCAUUCCAGCUUUUCGCAGCAUUGUCACUGCUGGUGCCCACCUACUGCACUGCUGCUUUGUAGCCGAAGACUUAGAGAGGAGGCUCUGGGGGUCUUUUUCAGGAGCAAUCGUUUCACCGUCGUGCCCAAGAACGGCUGUACUCUGCCCGUCCGAAAAGUACAAGAUGAACCGGACGAUCGCCUGGAAGCCUCCAUCUUCUUGCGAAACGUGGUGCCGUUUCAAGCACUAUCAUAUCUGCGAUUCCUCGAGAUCGUUUUCCCGCCAUUCGAUUAUGAAUUCCUUCCUCCAAACCACACGGCAUACCGCGAUUGGAUAGAGCUCCUCGACUUUUUAAGUGGCGUCUUGAGCCCAUCUCAACUGGUCUUGCGCGUCCACUUUGCAGACUACGAUAGCACUGGGUAUAAACGCACCUACUUCAGGGUCAACAUGACCCCGGCCGGGUCCGAGGCGAUCGCCCGAGCUUAUGAGCGGACCCUCAUGCCCCUGGAGAAACUCCGGAGGUCGUUGAAGUGCUUGUUCAUUCAUCUUGCAAAUCCAUGGUCUUGGGCGUCGGCAAGUAUACAGGACAUAGACGUGGUUCGACGAGAAGCCCGAGUCCACAUGCAGGCCACGGAACAGAGACUCGAGAAGUUGAUCAUGGCCGACGACGGGUACGAUGGUGUAGCUCGGGGCAAAAACUCGGAGAAAAAGAGUCGCUGGCUGUUGUCGGCCGAGUACAAGAGUGAGUUUUCCAUGCCGGUAUACGGUUUCGACCCACGCUUGAAUGCUUGGGUCUGA